GUGCUUUUCAAGGGUAAGCGUACAAUAAGUGCUAUCGUAAAUCUGGGCUUGCGAAUUGAAAAGUCACUACUAAGAAAUUCUGGCUGUUUUAAGUGAUGAGUGAGUAUCAGGAGCUUACGGAUUCCACGAUUGUGAAUGAAAGUGAUACCAAAUACGAAAUAUACAUUCCAUCCAAUGAUUCAAAAAAAUGGAUCUCCAAAGAGGAAUGUCCUGGAUUUUUAGAAGACGCUUGGCUUUUGAAGGGAACUGGUCAUAAACGCAAGCUAGAUCAGUCUUUGGAUUCUCCUUUGGAUACUGAACAACCUCCGCUCAAACAACAUGAGGUAAAUUUCCUCCAUCAUGAUUUUGAUGCAACAGAAAAUGAGUUUUUGACGCAAGAUGUCGGUGACUAUCCAUCAACGCAGCAACUAUUCCCUAAUAAGUCUUCGAACUCAGAUUCGCUAUCACUGCCUUCUUCAGGAGUUCCCAAACCCAAUUAUUCCAUUUUAGAUGUGGGUCUUUAUAUGUCCCCCAUCCAGCAGAGAAUGAUGCACCGCCUUGUCCAAUACUUUGCUUUUUGCAUCGAUCAUUUUUGUUCAGGACCAAGCGAUGCGCGCAUACAAGAAAAGAUUCGCUUAUUUCUUCAGUCAGCUCACAAGAUUGCAAAACACCCAAAACUUUACGAAAGGAAAAUUCAUGAUAGCUCACACUCGUCAUCAGCUAAACCGAACGAGGAUAAUUUUCUCAGUGCCCCAGACAUAUCUGACGACGCCAAUGCCUCUUCCAAAUUUCUUUUCGUAAAGAAGUUUUUGGAAUCCAUUUCACCGAAGCUUCACACUCCAAUUUUUUGCUUUGUUUCUAAUGAUGUUCUUGGCAAUUUACUUACGACUUGGUUAUCAUCAGUAUCUAUUUCAACGCAAUCUUGGUCACCAGACGUAGAUAUUCAAAAGAACAACGACGUUUCAUUCUGGGUCUGCUCAUCGAGGCAUGCCUCGUCUACGGCUAGUCUUUUUAAUUCUGAUAUGCAUUUUGGCGCUGUAAUUUUUUACGAUAUGGAUGCCUAUAUGGGUGUUAGUAGCGUAAUUUCUUAUUUUCCUUGUCCAAUUCUUCGACUUCUUCAUAUCAAUUCUGUGGAACAUGUCAUCAGAAGCUUUCAAUCUUCUUACAAUGCAAGUUUUCUUGUAAAUAUCGUCGGUGUAUUAGCUACUCUUAAUUCCUCUGCCGAAGAAAACGCUCAAGUUACAGAUCUGAAUGUGCUUUCACAUCGUGCCCAGAAUAGCGGUGUUAUUGCUGAUGCUGAUGCAAAGACGGCGCACUUUACCGACGUUACAAAUGAAUAUGCAGAUAAAGUAGCUGAAUGGAUUGCUAAUGACGCAUCACCCAAUUCUUGGCCGUUGCAGCCUUUAGUAGAUCUUGCUUAUUUGGCUGUUGCAGAACCCAAACCUUCUCAAGAUUCCCCUUCUUGCGUCAAUGAAACUGUCUCAAAAUAUUCAGAUGACAAUCCUUUCACCUUUCAAGUAUCUCAAACGCCUUCCAAAGAAUCCCAGGAAGUAGCCGGUUCCUUUUCAAAUCCAACAACUAAAUCAUUCACUUCUCAGCAAGGACCAGAUGCCUCUGAAUUCGGGCAAAAUUAUGAUUUACAAGGUGCAGCUGUCCAAUAUUUACAGAGAAGAUUACGGAUGGUGGAAGAUGAAUUGCACGAAGCUGUCAACCUAAAGAAUAUGAAGCAAACACAUGCUGAUGAACUGGAACAACAAAUAGCUAAACUUACAGACACUUUGCAGGAUUAUCGAGAACAAAUACGAGAAUUCAAAAUUGAACUUGAAAAAUCACGUCAAAAGUUGGAGACUAGCAAGAAGAACGAUUCCGAACGUUUAAAAGAAAUUGCUGAUUUAAAACAACAAAUUACGCAUUUAUCGAAAGAAUUGGAUUUUGGUUUUAAAUACAUUCAAGAUAUUCCAGAAGAAGAAAUUCGUGGCCAACUGGUGGAAUCCAAUGAACAGAAGUAUAAACUUAUUCAACUUAAUAAAACGCAGAAAGAAGAUUUGGAUUUUAUUACACAGCAAUAUCAGAAUGCUUCUACUUCUGCUAGCGAACAAAGCAAGGAAGUUGCCAGAUUACGAGUUGAAAAUGAACGACUCAAGACAAUUAAUGAUAAAGCAAUGGAGGAGGUAAAAUCGUAUAGUGACGCUAGAGCCGACGCUUUGCUUGCGAAAGUUUCAUCACUUGAAGAAUCCCUUGCCAUCCUAAAAAACAAGACCCUACCACCGCUAUAAAUUAGAUGAAGCAUACAGUGAAUGGAACAUCCCAAUUCUGCCUAUUAUUUUCUUAAUGUUCUAGUUAAUGAUCCCCCCUUUCAAUUUAAAUGUCUUUUUCUUCCUUUUCUUUAGAUAAUAAUUCAUUAAUUUUAUUUA
Schizosaccharomyces octosporus yFS286 is the source of this 2393-nucleotide messenger RNA. Its product is annotated as telomere maintenance protein Ccq1. Bases 96 to 2255 code for a protein of 719 amino acids. The record is from RefSeq and is a predicted model, not a curated record. The transcript has a single exon. NCBI's taxonomy places the organism in Eukaryota, Fungi, Ascomycota, Schizosaccharomycetes, Schizosaccharomycetales, Schizosaccharomycetaceae.